AUGUUACUGCUCACAUGAGAACUGACUACCAGAAUGUAUAUCACCUUCUACAUGCAGAACAUCAAGAAUGGGACCAAGACCCAUGUGCUGGCGCUCUAUGGUAACCUGACCCCUCCUCCCAUGAGGCUGAACAGUUCUUACCUGAAAAGAUUUGUAAACAUCUGCAAAAAAUACAGGCUGAAUUCACAAAAUAUCAUCGACUUGACCAACAAAGAUGUAUGCUUCCCUAGACGAUAGAAGAGCUAGACAGGCCUUCUGCCCAGAGCCCAGAGAUCCAGGCAAUGUGGAGCCAGCACUGGACAUCCUGGUCCUGAUGCUAGCCUGUGGUCACAUCUCCCUACUCUCUGCUUCUGUCUUCACACGACCUUCUGUGUCUGCGUCUCCUCCUCCAUCAUUAGAUUUAAGCCACCCAGGCAUCCCAACUGAUCUCACCCGAUGUCUGAAGACUCUUGCCAAUAAAGUCCCUCCUUUGGUCUCAGCAUGAA
This is a messenger RNA of Peromyscus leucopus (white-footed mouse), 485 nucleotides long. It is a transcript of the gene Lcn9, whose product is annotated as lipocalin 9. The transcript has 4 exons. The record is from RefSeq and is a predicted model, not a curated record. NCBI's taxonomy places the organism in Eukaryota, Metazoa, Chordata, Mammalia, Rodentia, Cricetidae.